Molecule: messenger RNA, 1065 nt
Organism: Naumovozyma dairenensis CBS 421
Lineage: Eukaryota; Fungi; Ascomycota; Saccharomycetes; Saccharomycetales; Saccharomycetaceae
Gene: IPA1
Product: putative polyadenylation protein
Exons: 1
Coding region: 1-1065 (354 amino acids)
Biological process (GO): protein polyubiquitination; proteasome-mediated ubiquitin-dependent protein catabolic process; protein autoubiquitination
Cellular component (GO): nucleus; cytosol; ubiquitin ligase complex
Molecular function (GO): ubiquitin conjugating enzyme binding; cyclin binding; ubiquitin protein ligase activity
Source: RefSeq, a predicted model, not a curated record
AUGAAAUAUCUGGUAGAAUAUUUGCCUCGGAUCGGUAGUGUCAAUAUCAUUAUUGAAAAUGUUGAAGACCUCAUCGUGAGAAUAUCUUCUGAAACAGAAGUGGGCAUUAGUUAUAGGGAAAAUGAUAUGCCAUCAUCCAGUAUAGUGAAAUUACCUUGCGAAGUUUCUAUAGAUCAACCGGUUAAUCUGGUGAAAAGAACCGGGAAUGAAGCAGCAUUUACAUUAAGGUUGAAAGCAUCAUCUUCAAGAAUCUCUGAAGCCAAUGUAUAUUCUGAUUUCCAAGGGAAAUGGUCUAAGAAUCAGUUACUACAGAGCUCGAAAUUUAAGCUCAAAUGUUUCAAUUGUAACUCAGACAUUAUUGAUGAACAGAAUUAUAGAAAAUUAAAUGAUAUGCCAUCAGAAUACUGGGCAGAAUUGAUGGACUACUGGCAUUGUCAUAAACCAGACAUUCAUAAUGGAUCUACACAAGUAUAUAAUACUGGUAACGCAUAUGCUUCUUUGAAGCCAUUGGAUGGUGAAAUACUUAUUGGAGGUUCUUACUUCAUGAUGACUGAAAAGACUCUUAAAGAAAGAAUAUGCAUUGAUGAUAAUGAAGAUAAUUCUAGUCUAUACUGUGGCCAAUGUUCCUGCAAAUUAGGGGAGAGAAGCACCAAUAAUCUUCUUAAGAUCUAUAAAUGGCAACUUACACUAGAGACCUUGGAUGGAUUGUCACAUUUUGCGCCAAAAGAUGAUAUUAUUAUAUCUCUCCUGGAAUUGGCUAAUGCUCAUUCAGAAAGACGUAUCCUUCUUAAGUGUGGCUCCAAAGUUGUAUUAGUAUGGCUAUUCACAGUUGGUUUGGGCAUUACACUAUCAGCUGGAACGAGUUAUAAUAAUGCCAUUAAAGUAUUUUAUGAUGAGAAUCCUACUAUCGAAAAAGAUAAAACUCCAGAAGAAUUGACUGCGUUACAAAAACCGUUUGAUCAGUUCAUGGAUCAUUUAGCUACACAAUAUGAAAUUAUCCCAACCUCUGCAAGGUCGAUUGGUCCCCUGAAAGUCGGAUAUUUUGAUCUGGAUUCUAUAUUUUGA